UAACAAUAUCACACGUUACUAUUAUUUAACAUUUAUCGAAAUGUUUAAACUAAAUUAUAUUACAUUCAUAAAGCCCGACCGACUUCAAACAUUUUAUCUGAUGUGGACACGUUCUGAUGUUAUGAUUGACCUCCUUUAGAGAACUAUACUGAAGGCCUUUAAGUGAAGGCAAAUACACAGAAUUACGACACGAAAGAUACACAGAUUACACACAAUGGAAUGCUCCUUAAAUGAAUGCGGUGUAUGCGGUUCGGAGUCAGUUGCUGCUUUCUGCGAAAACUGUAAUUUUAGAAUUUGUAAAAAUUGUUUCCACGUGCACAAAAAGUCAACCAAGUUAUUUAAGAAUCACCGGGCUUUUUUAAUUGAAACAACUCAACCGAUUUUAGGUCAAGGUUUUGCAGGCCAUAAUUCUCGUAAGGUUUCUAAACAUAGUUCUGGUGAUAUCCAUACUCAUAAAUGCGCAACACAUGCAACAGAAAAUUUGGCUUUCUUCUGUUCAGACCAUUCAGACACUCUAUGUGGUCGUUGUGUAGUUUCAUGCCACAAAUUGUGCAAAAUAGUUGACUUGUUUGAGGUUAAUAUUGACGACGAAGAGGUUACUGCAUGCAAGUCACACUUACACGACUUGGCAGAAAAAAUUAAGCGUGCUGCAAAUAAAAUAGAUCAAAUACAACCGACAAUAAAACCUGUAAACAGGAGUUUCUUAAGGAACUUCAACAAUACGGAUAGAUGUUAACACAUGGUUUGAUUGUCUUCAAUCAAAGUGCGAAAAACAGUACAGCGAAACGUUUGAGACAAAUACUGAGCGUUUAACAAGAGUUCGAACAUCUUGCAAUGAACUUGAAAAGCGUAUUGAAGAUCACCAGGAAUUAAUUGAUAGCUUACUUACACAAAACCACGUCAAAAAAUUAUAUGUUGUACUAAACAAAAUGAAACAGGAAAUCGUAGAGAUUAAUUCAAAACUAACCUGGCUCGACACUGAAAGCAGCUUCACAGAAUUAAACUUCAAACGCAGCAGUGGCAUACAUAAGUUAUUGAAUGACAGGAUGUUUGAUAUCGGAGGCCUGGAAGAGUCAUGUUCUGGAAGUGACGAGAUAUCAGAAGGGCCACUUUCGUCAAUCACGGUUUCCUCAGAGGAAUUGAAUGAACAAUGUAUUAUAUGUAUGAAGGUAAUAUGUAACCCCAAAAAGCUAAAGUGUGGUCACAUUUUCUGUGGAGAAUGCAUCAACCAAUCACUACGUUUUAAGCAAUGGUGUCCUGCAUGUGGACUCGUAUGUGGAAAAAUCACAGGUGAUCAACCACCAGGGAAGAUGACUGUUAAACAAACACAGGGGUUUUGUACUGGAUACGAAAGAGAUGCAAAAAUUAGCAUCACAUACGAGAUUUUUGAAGGACGACAAUCGGAAUGUCAUCCAUGUCCUGGUAAAUUGUAUAAGGGGAUAAUAAAAACGGCAUAUCUCCCUGACAAUGAGCAAGGACGAAACAUUUGCAGAAUGCUUAGGGUUGCCUUUGAAAGGAAACUGGUUUUCACCAUUGGAAACUAUCGAACAACAGGCCAGGAAGGAUUGAUUACUUGGAACGCUAUCUACCAUAAGACUGACAAUCGGCCAUAUACCAAGUUUGGUUAUCCCGAUCCAACAUAUCUGGACAGUGUGACUGAUGAGCUCAAACGUAAAGGUAUUACCCUGGAUGAUAUUAACCCAUCAGAUAAGCUUGAAGGAAUCAUUACAAGUGAUUGAAUUUGUAAACUUAUGUUACUAUUAUGUUAAGGGGCAGCGCUUGACGGUUAACAACUGUAUGAUGUAAGGGUAACAACUUAUUGACGUGUGCAUUAGAACAUGAUAUCAUAUAUAUUAGCUAUGUUUGUGUACACAUAUUUGCUAGUAUUUUAAGUUAAUUUUAAGUAUUAUAAAUGUUUUGAAUUAAUGACAUCCUUGUAAAUUCAAACAUGAUUAUGUGUUUAUUCUACUGUCGCAUAUAAUGAUUUUUUCAAUGUGUUUUCUUGUUUUGGUCAACAGAUAUAAUUAUGUAAAUACAUUAAAGAUUUUCAGACUCACACACACGUUUGAAAAUUUUAGCUGAGAAAUGUAUAUGACAUUUGUAACGUGCAUGAUUUUUAUUGCAUUUGUAAUUGAGUGAAAUGAGUAUUUCCAUAUGUAAUUAAGUUAUAAGAGUUUUAUGUCGAUUGUAAAUUUUGUGUCCAUGAAAUUAUUUAGUUCAAUGAUUUUGUUCUGUAUCGUUCAAUAGCAAUUUCUUUAUGUUCGCACUGUUUUCCAAAAACCCACAAUAAUUGAAUUAUUAUAGAAUCUUGUUUGUAAAACAAUAUUCGCAAAAUCAGAUGCUAAAAUGUCUCCUGUUUACUUAACUUUUGGAUUGGUUCGUUUUUUUUUUAAAGAAGGUGGACUUGACAUAGCUUUCUGACUUAAUCAUCGUAUCGUACAGUAAACGUGAUAUAGAAACUCCAGCAGCUUACCUGCAUGUAGACAAAACAAGCUUUCUGUAUGAUAUGAUUAUAAAAUGACUCAAUUAAUAUAUUUUGUUUUAAAAUAUAUGUUUGUAUGACCAUUUUUUGUUGUGAAGUAGAUGGACCAGAUUGCAACAGAAAUGCUAGAGUUAAAUAUAUCCUGAUCAAUGAAAACGCAAUUCAAGAAUUCCUUUGUUCCAUAAUACUUAAUUCUUUAUGAUUAUUUAUUUAUACAACUUUAUUUAUUAUUUUAACAUACGAACUUUGUAAGACGAAAAUGUUUUGCGUAAGAAGUACUAUGUUCACCCCAUGCAUUUUAAACGUCUGCACAUAAUCAAACUUAUAUGACAUAUUGAGCAUCGAUUGUCGUUCAGUAGUAAACGAGAUUUACGAUAUGGCAUGAUGUUUUACGAGUGCAAUAGAAUGCUAACAUGUUUGUUUUAACUGCUCUAAUAACAUACAUACAUUUACGUAUGUAUGUAUUACAAUAUGAUAAUGAUAUAAAGCACAUUGAUGAAAGCACUUUUUGCAUAAACAUAUUUUUUACUUUCACCUUAGGAUUGAUUGGGGAAGAGGGGUUUACAUUUAACACGUUAUAGUGUAUAGAAAAUAGGAGUGUUAUUGACGUUGAUUCUUGAUUGGCUUUAUAAAUCCUAUAUGGCAUUUCACGUUGUUGCAUGUGUGAAUAACCGCGUGCAUAUAUAUCCUAUUUUACAGAUAACGGUAUAAUUUCAUGGACAUUUCUUAUUCGCUUAUUGUAUAUUCAAAUUUCAACUUAACGGAUUUCUUAACGGCUGGUAACAGAGCAUGACCAAAGUAGCUUUAUAUGUACUAUAUUCGACAUCAUUCGGUAUACAUAAACAUCUUUUAUAAAUGUAAUUAUGGACAUCAAAUUCAUUGUGUUGUAUUUUCCUAAAGACAUAAAUAGCAUUUAUCGCGAUAUCAAAUACAAUAUAUAUUUUUAUUUCUACGUCAUAUAGACAUCGGAAUGCCACGUAAAAAAUGUCUGAAUGUUUGAGAAACUGACUAGUAUGCUGAGGUUGAUGUCGUUUGCAUGCAAACCCAAGCGGUAACUGAAUGACGUCGGCAUUGUGCCUUGAAUUUCUUGCAAUUACUUUAAAUCAAGUGUAUUUAUAUCAAAUAUAUACGUUUCCAUUUGCCGUAUUUCCAUUUGCUGAACAGAAUAUGUUGUAUAGAUGUUCACUUUCGUUAGAAUAUGAACGCAUGCGGCAUAUGGUUUGUUUUUCUCUAACGUAUGUUAACACAAAGUCUAAAUAUCUGAAAGAGAUGUGCGUAAUUCAAUGGUUCAAUAUAUGAGGGGUUUUGUUGUACAUAUGGCUACAUAUUGCUACUGUUUCAUUUUAGAUGUAAUUUUUUUUAACAAUCAUACGUUGUUUAGUUAUGUUUUAAAUACAUAUGCACAACUUUCGAUUAAUAUAUAGCAUGCGUAUAGCUAUACAAGAGCUAAUGUUGAAGUAACACAGUAUGUGAAGUUUGUGUUUGUUUGUUAGAUUCGAUAUUUUAGGUUAACGUGUUCAACUUCAUUCAAAUGUGUAGUGUUUUACAUUCAGAAUGUGUUACUGCGACAUAAUAUUGUUUC
Messenger RNA from Dreissena polymorpha, 4064 nucleotides. Its product is annotated as E3 ubiquitin-protein ligase DTX3L-like. NCBI's taxonomy places the organism in Eukaryota, Metazoa, Mollusca, Bivalvia, Myida, Dreissenidae. The transcript is spliced from 6 exons. The record is from RefSeq and is a predicted model, not a curated record. The coding region runs from base 930 to 1739 and encodes 269 amino acids. Gene Ontology annotation, biological process: Notch signaling pathway; protein ubiquitination.